Messenger RNA from Chaetura pelagica (chimney swift), 1407 nucleotides. RefSeq names its product mucin-4-like. The record is from RefSeq and is a predicted model, not a curated record. The transcript has 10 exons. Bases 1 to 1407 code for a protein of 468 amino acids. NCBI's taxonomy places the organism in Eukaryota, Metazoa, Chordata, Aves, Apodiformes, Apodidae. Gene Ontology annotation, biological process: cell-matrix adhesion.
AUGUCUGACUCUGGCAUCCAGAGUGGUGCAGACCUUGGACUUCCUGAUGCAAAACUGAGCCAAGUCAAUGUGGAGGAGCUGCCUGAAGGAGCCUCGGUGAAUGGAGGAUCUUCCCCUGAUGCCAGCUUGGGAGAAGGCACAGGAGCCAUCACACAGAUCGUGUCAGGAUCGCUGACCUUGUCUGGCCCUGCCUCCUCCCAGGGCACACAGCCCCUGGUCCCGGUGGCUCCAGAUGGCAGUGGUGUCUCUGAUGACACAGCCACCUCACUGGCUGCUCCUCUGUUCCCUGGGCACGGGCUGAGCUCAGGGCUGGCACCCAGUGGGGACACCCACUCCUCCCCUGGCACCCAGAGUUUUACAGACAAUGGACAAAUCAUUUUCCCAUCCUCGGACAACACCAUCUUCACGUACCCCAACCCUCCUUCCCGUGGCUUCAAUGGCCACGAGGAGGUUCCCAUGAUUGCUGUGUUUUGGGACAACGCUGACUUCUCCAGAGGUGUCGGCACCACUUAUUACCAGGAGUUCCUCACCCUCAACACGGAGAAGCCUCCAUUCAUCCGUGACGUGGAAGCAAAGAUUCGGCGGUACCUGAGGUCCUCCUACUCUGCAGCCUGGACCCUGAAGAUCACCUGGGAGAAGGCACCUGCCUAUGGAGCGCGGGCUGACACCCAGAGGACAAGCACGUACCAGGCUGUCCUGACCACCGACGGCUUCAGGUCCUAUGUCCUGAUGCUGUACCAGGAGGGAGGCAUGCGAUGGGAUUACACCAGGCUUGCUGCCACCAAUGUGCUCAUUGGCUACACCAGUGGGGAUGGUUCUUACCGCAACGAUGACCUGACUCAGAGACCUCCAGCUGCUAAAUAUCGCCCUGACCAGUUCAGGGGCUACAACACAGACCUCCGUGGGCUGUGGAUUUACAAGCUGGAGAGCCGUGUGGGUGUUAACUACCGGCUGAAGUGCCUGGCAUGGACUGGGCGGCAGCAGGAGCCACAGAUGUGGAGCCAGGGAUUGCCCUCCUGCCCCUGCUCCCUGCAGCAAGGGCAGCAGGACCCACGCUUCAAGAGCAGCCGCAGAGGCUGGUGGGCUGCCCGCAUCUCCAUGCUGCCCACUGCCACUCCCAACCAGCACGGCGCCGGUGUCCGCUGCCUGUACGACAGCCAGAGCCAGCUCAUCGAGGGGCGGCAGGAGAGGUACUGGAGGUCCUCCAGGCAGGCGUCCCCGUACCGCGACCAGGAGCUGAAGUUGUACGACUGGUGCUGUAACCAGGCUGGCAGUGCCCACCUCUGCGCCCGCUACAGCGAGAAGAGACCGAAGAUUGGCUGUGAUGGAUACCAGUCACCAGGCACGGGUUCCUCGGAGGAGGCAGAGAGUGACUCUGAGGAGCAGAGAGAUGAAGAGGAUGAGUAA